AUGACUGAAACACCAGUCAGUGCAAAUGAAAAGAUGUCGUUGGACUCCCCCGCCAAGCAACGUAGUUGUACUGCUGUAAAUACACCAUCUGCAUGUGUUAACAAAGCAAUACAUCACAUUCAAGAUUUAGAAGUGAAAAUGGAAGAAACCAGCCCUUGGCAUUCUAGACUUAAAAUGUUGACUUCUGUUUUAAGGUAUUCAGAUAUGAAAACUGCUGAAGAAACUAAAGAUAUCUGGUUAUCAGCCUCUUCUGAACUGAAGGCUGACGUGUCAGUGUAUUGGAACGAUAUACAGCCUUUAAAGCAGAAAACAACAGAUGUUUUGGCGGAGGCUACAGAGUUAGUUACAAGACUAGAACAUGAAUGCAAAGCUGCUGAAGAAGCUUUGGAGGUUGAAAGACACCGUAAGAAAAAACUACAGCUAAAUUCUGAUUACCUGUCACUUUGGAGGCUCCAACAGCUUCCCGUAGCUGUUCAGGAAGAAUGGGAGAAUUGUUCUCAAGAUAUUAUAGAAUUACAAUUGCAUUUUGAGGAUAAAAAUCAACAACUGCAGGAUGCAGUAAAUCAAUUGACAAAAAUAGAGGUUGCCAAUGAAAAAAUUCAGGAGAACAUAGACUUCAUGAAGAAAUACAGCCCUCUGCUGGGAGAAAAGCUGAGUUAUGAAGAUAAUCGUAUGGAAGAAAUUAAAAAGGCAUAUAAUGAGACAAAAAUUAGAUAUGAUAAUGUUCAUCAGAAACUUCUGGAUGUUAGAGACUUGCAUCAAAAAAUCACAGAAGAGUAUGAACAAGAAAGAAUAUCCAUGUAUCAGAAAAGAAGGGCAGCUGAGAUGUUGUUGAACCGUACUGAGAAUGAGUUAAAAGAAGUUGAAGCUGUUUAUGGUGAUUUAUGUUUCAAGAUAAAAAAUAUAGAGGAGGCAAUAAUGCAAAAUAAAAAACGCCUUGAAGAAUUAGUCAAGCAAGAAUCAGACACAAAGACUGACAUAACAUCUUGGCAAGCAAAAUUGAAACGUUUGACUUCAAAAAUUGCUGUUCAAGAAAAGGAGAACAAAGAAUUACUAGAAGGAUUUCAUACUGAGUUUAAACAGAUGGAAGAUUCAAAAUCCAGUCAGCAGUCUGAUCUGCAGAAACUGAAAGAAACACUGAAGAAUAAACUUCAGAAAAUAUCUGAUUUGCGGAAAGAAAACAAAUACCUUCAUGAGGAAAAUGAAGAAUUUAUGCAAAAAUUCAAAGACAUCUCAAGAAAGAAAAUAGACCUUCAGGCCGAAAUUCGGAUUUUGCUGAAAAAUAUUCAUAGACUGGAAGAGCAUUUAAAAAAAAUUGUUAAAGAACUUUAUGCUUCUGAAUUGACUUACAGUGAAGCCAAAAUGAAAUUGGAGGAAUUGGAGCAAAACAUCAAUAAAGGGAAAAUGCGGUUUAAGAACUUAGAAGAUAAUGUGAAAAAACAAAUUCGAGAUGAAAUAAGUGCUUGGCAACUCACUCAGAAAAGAAUUAAAUCCCUGUAUUCAGAACUAGAAAAAAGGAAAAAGGAGAAUGAGAAGAAAGAAAAUAAAGUUCAACAGGCAUUAGAAGAAAUUGAAAAAUAUGUGGCUGUACAAUCAGAAUUGCUAAGAAAAAAUAAAGACAAGCAUGUUUAUAUUUUUCAGAAAAUUUCUGAAUUGAAUCAGAUGCUUCAAGAACUUGAGCAACAGGAGAAAAAUAGGAAAAAAGAAUAUGAAGACAAAAAGAAAUUUUUUCAAAGUCAAUUAAAAGAUAUGCAGAUGAAAUAUCUAGGUAUUUCCAGCAAGCUUGAUGAGGUCAAUAAAACUAUUGAAAAUUUUCAGAACCAAAUUUCUAAACUGAAUGAAUUGAGCAAGGGACAGCAAAACCAGGUGGAAAGCACAGAGAAAUCUGUAGAAGAGCUGAGGAAAAAGUUCGCUAGAAUAAAAUCAAAGGAGCAGAAUGCUCAGACAUUAGUUGAUUUUCUCCAUGAUCGGCUGAAAUAUAUUGAAAAAAAAGUAAAGACAGAUGGCAGAAUAUUUGAAGACUUGCUGUGGACUAGACAGAAAAAUCUCAAACAAAAGAAGACUGGUCUGGACAAUGCAAUGGAAGAAAACUUGCGUUUAGCUCAAGAAUAUCAAAUGCUCCAGAUAUGCUAUCUAAAUAGCAAGGACAAGCUUAUGGACCUUUGCAACAAUAAAGUCAGGGCUGAAGGAGCAUUAAGAGAUAAACAGCAGCUCUUUCGGCUGCAAAGCAAGAUGCACAAGGUAUUGGUGGAGUACUUCAAACUGCGAGGCCUCUAUAGCCAAGCCGGGCUGGCGAAGUUCCAGGCAGUCUCUCAUGAGAAUGUUCAGAAAAUAUUAGCUGUGCAGUUCUCAAGCUAUGAUGGGUCUGGAACUCCAAAGUGGAUUGCAACUCUCACAGGACAGCGGGAACAGCAGACAUGGUUUGACAAGAAAGCCAAUCAGCAGAGAGUGCUAACUGAACAUAAAUCAGAGAGCAGAGAUGCUAAGCAUGCCACUAUUGUCUUCAAUGAGCCACAACUCAUGAGUUAUUUGUAA
Molecule: messenger RNA, 2535 nt
Organism: Gekko japonicus
Lineage: Eukaryota; Metazoa; Chordata; Lepidosauria; Squamata; Gekkonidae
Gene: CCDC178
Product: coiled-coil domain containing 178
Exons: 20
Coding region: 1-2535 (844 amino acids)
Source: RefSeq, a predicted model, not a curated record